This is a messenger RNA of Musa acuminata AAA Group (dessert banana), 5308 nucleotides long. Its product is annotated as putative ABC transporter C family member 15. Gene Ontology annotation, cellular component: membrane. The record is from RefSeq and is a predicted model, not a curated record. Gene Ontology annotation, biological process: transmembrane transport. Bases 515 to 4612 code for a protein of 1365 amino acids. NCBI's taxonomy places the organism in Eukaryota, Viridiplantae, Streptophyta, Magnoliopsida, Zingiberales, Musaceae. The transcript is spliced from 10 exons. Gene Ontology annotation, molecular function: ATP hydrolysis activity; ATP binding; ABC-type transporter activity.
UGUUGUGCGCAGAGCCACGUGCUCUCCUUCUGAUAGAACUACUAGAAUAGAGCUACUCAAAGAUUCAAACCACCUAAUCACCUUGGUGGUUCCUCAACACUUCUCCUCUUUUCAUCUUCUUCAAUCUACUCCUGUCAGCUUCGCCAAUAAACAAUUUCUGCGACUGCCCGAUAUUGAUUUCCUUGUUGAACGAUGAAGCUUUGAAGUUUGUCUUCUUACUCCUUUGUUACUUCUCUGUCACUGCCAAUUCUUCAAGGAGAUGAUGCUCAUAGAAUACCUUCACAUAGUCACUUUCUCACUGCUGUUCUGUUGGAUCCUCCUAGACUUUGUAGAAUUAAGGAGGUCCUCCAUGGUAGCUGGAGAGAUUGGGCAAGUGUUGGUGCACAAAAAGACAAAGAUCAUGGCUGAGAUUACAGUUGCCUGUAACAUCUAAAUCUCCAUUCUUUACCUGGGUUUUUGCAUCCAUGGAGUUUGGAAACUGGAGAGGAUUUCUUUGGGAUAUGUUCUCUUAACAAUGUCAUGGCUUCUGGUAACUCUCUAUGCAACUUACUGCAAGCAAAAAAGAGCAGGAGCAAGCUGCAGUUGGCCUCUAGUGCUCGUUUCCUGGUGGGUCUUCUCUAGCUUACUUGAUCUCAUCUCCAUCUCGGUCUACCUCAUCAGCCUUUGGAACAAAACAUCAUUGCGUAAUACUAUUCCAGCUGCAAGCAUUGUGGAGUUCACUUCCUUCCCCAUAUCUGUUUUCCUCUGCUUCACUGCUCUUUUCAUGUGUUCCUCGAAGACAAAUCUGGACCUGAAACAAUAUCUACUAUUGAAUGACGAAGAUUGUGCCGGUAGAGAUAACUUCUCCAGAGCUGGCUUCUGGAGCCGCCUCACAUUUCGAUGGAUGAAUCCAGUCUUUGAGAAGGGUCGAGCUGAAAGGCUCGAGCUUUCACAUAUACCCAGAGUUCCUCCAUCUGAGACUGCAGAAAGUUCCUUUUCUUUUUUGCAGGAAUCACUUCGUGACCAGAAAACCGAAUCAGCUUCACUUUUGAAAGCAAUCAUUCAUGCUGUUUGGAGGCCUUUGGCUGUGAAUGCAGUCUUUGCUGGCCUCAACACAUUUUCUUCCUACAUCGGUCCUUUCCUGAUCACCAACUUUGUGGAAUUUAUCUCUGGGGAAGAUUCCAGCCAUGGACACUACUACGGGUACAUACUGGCUUGUCUAUUCUUUUUUGCAAAGACAGUGGAAUCACUAACUCAACGGCACUGGUACUUCGGUACACGCCAAAUCGGUGUACGGGUUCGAGCAGCCCUUAUGGUAGCCAUUUAUAACAAGUCUCUUCUGAUGAAGCACUCCGGCAGGAGCAUGGGAAAGAUAAUAAAUUUCCUCGAUGUAGAUGUAGAAAGGAUCGGUGACUUCUUCUGGUAUAUACACGGUAUUUGGUUGCUCCCCGUCCAGGUCUCUUUGGCUCUACUUAUUCUUUACAGAAAUCUUGGUGCAGUAGCCUCAUUCUCGGCACUAGCUGUGACAAUCCUAGUGAUGGUGAGUAACACACCACUGGCAAAUCUACAGGAGAGGCUCCACUCUAAGAUCAUGGAAGCAAAAGACUCGAGGAUCAAAGCGACAGCAGAGACAUUAAAAUGCAUGAGGAUAUUGAAACUGCAUUCCUGGGAAACCGCUUACUUGAACAAGCUCCUCCAACUUAGAGAUGUGGAGAGGAGUUGGCUCAGGAGAUAUCUCUACACAUGCUCUGCUAUUGCCUUCCUGUUCUGGGCAUCUCCAACUUUGGUUUUGGUCAUUGCCUUCGGUGUCUGCAUUUUGGUGAAUACACCCCUGACUGCUGGCACAGUCCUCUCAGCUCUAGCGACAUUCAGAAUCCUACAAGAGCCAAUUUAUAAUCUUCCUGAGCUUGUCACCAUGAUCACGCAAACAAAAGUAUCGAUCGACAGAAUCCAGGACUUCAUAAAAGAAGAGGAACAGAAGCAGUUGAGGCCAAGCUACAAAAUGAAAACCUCAGGCAUUGCUGUAGAGAUUGAGCCUGGCGAAUACAACUGGGAUGCUGAUUCUAAAUCGAAAAAACCCACACUCAAGAUUAAUAAGAGGAUUCAGAUCAUGAGAGGAGAAAAGAUAGCAGUGUGUGGGACUGUUGGAUCAGGUAAAUCAAGUUUCCUGUGUAGUAUCAUGGGAGAAAUUUCGAGAACUAAUGGCAGAAGAAUUAGUGUCUUUGGGUCAAGAGCAUAUGUUCCACAAAGUGCUUGGAUCCAGACUGGAACAAUUCAAGAAAAUGUGUUAUUUGGGAAGGAGAUGGAUAGGAGAUGGUACCAGCAAGUGUUGGAAGCUUGUGCUUUGGAUAGAGAUAUUGGAAACUGGGCUGAUGGGGACUCAACUGUGGUGGGAGAGAGGGGUAUUAAUUUGAGUGGAGGGCAGAAGCAGAGGAUUCAACUGGCAAGAGCAAUCUAUAGCAAUGCAGAUAUCUAUUUGUUGGAUGAUCCCUUCAGUGCUGUCGAUGCACACACUGGCACGCACCUCUUUAAGGAAUGUUUAAUGGGGCUAUUGUCCAGUAAGACCGUCAUUUAUGUCACGCAUCAACUGGAAUUCAUAGAUGCAGCAGAUCUAAUUCUGGUAUUGAGAGAUGGAAAGGUGGUCCAGUCUGGUAAGUAUGAAGAUCUGCUGAAGGACACUAAUGGGGACCUUGUACAGCAAAUAGCUGCACAUAAUCAGUCAUUAAGUCAAGUCAGUCCAUCAAAAGAACAUGGUCUAUUGAUGAGCACCAGAUAUAGGAUGAAGCAAAAGGAUCUUAGAGAAGUAAAAUAUUUUGAGAAUAGUGGAAUCUCCGAGCUUGCAGAGAGAUCAUGUGAAGAAGAAAGGGAAUUUGGAAGAGUGAAAUGGCAUGUUUAUCACACCUUUAUGACUUCAGCAUAUAAAGGAGCUUUUGUCCCGGUACUACUAUUAUGUCAAAUUCUCUUCCAGGGUUUCCAGAUGGGCAGCAACUACUGGGUUGCUUGGGCAACCCAAAAGGAGGCUCAAGUUAGUAGAGAACAACUAAUUGGAAUUUUUGUUCUACUGUCUGCCGGCAGCUCAAUGUUUAUCUUAGGAAGGGCAGUUCUGCUUGCAACCAUUGCAAUUGAAACAGCUCAGCAGCUAUUUCUUGAAAUGAUAACAAGCAUUUUAAGAGCACCCAUGUCAUUUUUUGACUCAACACCUUCCAGUCGCAUUCUUAACAGGUCCUCAACAGACCAAAGCACUGUUGACACAGAUAUUCCAUACAGACUGGCUGGGUUGAUAUUUGCACUUGUUCAGCUUCUUUGCAUCAUCAUUCUCAUGACUCAAGUGGCCUGGCCAGUACUCAUUCUCUUCAUUAUCGUAUUUGCAAUCUCCAUCUGGUAUCAGAAUUACUACAUCAGUGCUGCUAGAGAAUUAGCUAGAAUGGUUGGAAUUCGAAAAGCUCCUAUCCUCCACCAUUUUUCUGAAUCACUUGCUGGAGCUGCUACCAUUCGAUGUUUCAAUCAGGAAGAGCGCUUUUCUAAAAGGAACCUCACAUUGAUUGAUGAUUAUUCUCGAAUUACCUUUCACAACUAUGCAACUAUGGAAUGGCUAUCAGUUCGAAUCAACUUUCUAUUCAACCUUGUAUUCUUUGCAAUGUUAACCAUCUUGGUCUCCAUGCCCAGAAAUGAUAUUGAUCCAAGCCUUGCAGGACUUGCUGCAACAUAUGGUUUGAACCUAAAUGUACUACAAGCUUGGGUUAUAUGGAACCUCUGCAAUGUAGAGAACAAGAUGAUCUCUGUCGAGAGAAUUCUGCAAUUCUCAGUCAUACCUAGUGAGGCUCCUUUGGUAAUUGAGCACUUCAGAGCACAACAAGGCUGGCCCACAUCUGGAACCAUUGAACUUGAUGAUCUCAAGGUUCGUUACAGCCCUAAUCUUCCUAUGGUCCUAAAAGGUAUCAAUUGCACUUUCCCUGGGGGAAAGAAAAUUGGAGUUGUAGGCAGGACAGGAAGUGGAAAGUCGACGCUCAUCCAAGCUCUUUUCAGAGUAUUAGAACCAUCAUCAGGAAGGAUUGUGAUUGAUGGCAUAGAUAUUAGCCAAAUUGGUCUCCAUGAUUUGAGAUCUAGGUUGAGCAUAAUUCCACAAGAACCAACACUUUUUCAGGGAACUGUGAGGACAAACUUGGAUCCUCUGCAGCAGCAUCCAGACUCCGAAAUCUGGGAGGCACUCUAUAAAUGUCGACUUGGAGAGAUAGUAAAACAAGAUCAGAGACUGCUUGAUGCACCAGUUGCAGAAGAUGGAGAGAAUUGGAGUGUUGGGCAGAGGCAACUGGUUUGCCUGGCAAGAGUACUGCUGAAAAGGAGGAGGAUUCUAGUUUUGGAUGAGGCCACAGCUUCAGUAGACACCGCAACCGAUAAUUUUAUUCAGAAGACCAUAAGAGAAGAAACCAGUAACUGCACUACCAUUACAGUGGCACAUCGAAUACCCACUGUCAUUGACAGUGAUCUGGUUCUGGUGCUCGAUGAAGGGAAAAUUUUGGAGUUUAGUUCUCCUCAAGAUCUUCUAAAAGAUGAAUCAUCAGCAUUCUCAAGAUUGGUGGUGGAUUUCCUGGGGAGGUCCAAGAACCAUCAUGCAGAACUUGAAUUAGAGUAACCACAAAGGUGGAUCAUGGAUUAGUACAUGAACAUGAAAAUUUUCUCUAUUCAUUCCGGAAAUGCAAUCAUCAAAUCCACAUGAGGAUUUGUGUGGCCAGAGAAGAGUCAGCAACAGCGAUACUGCCACAAGAUACAUGAACCGACAUGUAUAGAAAGAGAGGAGAAAAGGAAGAAAGAAAGAAACAACGAAAGGGCUAUGAAGUGUACAGGAUUAUACUCUGAGAAAUCAUAAAUCUAGAAUUAAUGAUAUCAAGUAUGUUUCUGCUACUGAUUGUACCUCGAUCCUAACAAAAAGGCAGUUCAGUGCAUGAAGUUUCUGCUAAUUUUGAGGUCUGAGGGAGGUCAAUCAACCUGGUCUCACCCCUGCAAGAAAGGUAAUUAUAUCCAUGACAAAAAUUUUGCUUACCCAGGUCGCAGAAAAGCAAUUUUACCAUGGCACUGAGGGUCAUUUUCACACUUAUACUACAAUGAAAAAGAUCACAUUUAUUCUUUCAAUUGCUGAGAUGAUCAUCAGGGUUUCUUUUCAUAAAAUAGUCAAUUUAAUAGCUGAAAUCAUGUUUAAGCAUUUGGAUAUUCAAGUCCUGGAAAGAAUAUUGAAGUGGUAAUGAACAAAUCCAUGAUAUAGAACAAAUUUUGUAAUUGCAAGUUCAUGUCAAAUUGAUUAAUGGGAGGUUUUCGUAAGUUCAUAUGGUUA